UGCGCAACCAAUCCAGCAGUACCAUACUGCUAUCUCGAAUGUCUCGACCCAAAGUAUGCUCGCCUGGAGCUCUCCCGCCUGUCUGGUCUAUUCUUCGGCUUGUUCAUAUCGCUUUUGGGCCCCGUUGUCUUUCUUCACAUAUAUCGAGAAUACCGCGAUGGUCCACGCGCUACCGAAACGACGAGAUUACUGGGCCUGUUCGCGCGAACGCCAAAGGGGAAGAGGGAGAGGCUUUUACAGAGGCUAUGUGAGAUAAAGGAGGUCGAGUAUCCGGUGUAUAUCUCGG
Molecule: messenger RNA, 286 nt
Organism: Mollisia scopiformis
Lineage: Eukaryota; Fungi; Ascomycota; Leotiomycetes; Helotiales; Mollisiaceae
Exons: 1
Coding region: 39-251 (70 amino acids)
Source: RefSeq, a predicted model, not a curated record